GGCCCGGCGCCAUUUUACAGUGUGUGCUGAGGCGGAGCGGAGCGGCGGGGUUCCUCACUCUUCUGCUGCCUUUACUCUCCUAAACCCCGCAAACCCACCCGGACCACCUUCCGCACCUCGCCGAACCUCCCCCAGAUUUCUGGCGGCAUGGCAACAGAGCAUGUAAAUGGGAACGGUACGGAGGAACCGAUGGACACGUCGGCUGCAGUUACCCACUCUGAGCACUUCCAGACUUUAAUAGAGGCUGGGUUACCACAGAAAGUUGCUGAAAAGCUAGAUGAAAUUUACAUUGCAGGCCUUGUAGCACACAGCGAUCUGGAUGAGCGGGCCAUCGAAGCCUUGAAGGAGUUCAAUGAGGAAGGUGCACUGCACGUUCUCGUCCAGUUUAAGGAGAGCGACCUAUCCCAUGUGCAAAACAAAAGUGCCUUCCUCUGUGGAGUGAUGAAGACGUAUCGGCAGAGAGAGAAGCAAGGGACCAAAGUUUCAGAUUCCAACAAAGGACCAGACGAAGUGAAAAUCAAAGCUCUGCUGGAGAGAACCAACUACACGCUCGAUGUGACGAUGGGGCAGCGCAAAUACGGCGGCCCUCCGCCAGAGUCCGUCUACACCGGCACCCAGCCCACCAUCGGCACAGAGAUUUUUGUGGGUAAGAUCCCGCGGGAUCUGUUCGAGGAUGAGCUGGUGCCCCUGUUUGAGAAGGCUGGGCCGAUCUGGGACCUGCGGCUGAUGAUGGACCCGCUGAGCGGUCUGAACCGCGGAUACGCCUUCGUCACUUUCUGCACUAAAGAGGCCGCGCAGGAGGCCGUAAAGCUGUGUAACAAUCAUGAAAUCCGGCCGGGAAAGCAGAUCGGAGUGUGUAUAUCGGUGGCCAACAACAGACUAUUCGUGGGCUCCAUUCCGAAGAGCAAGACGAAAGAACAGAUCGUAGAGGAGUUCGCUAAAGUCACAGAGGGCCUGAGUGACGUUAUCCUGUACCACCAGCCAGACGAUAAGAAGAAGAACCGAGGGUUCUGUUUCCUGGAGUAUGAGGACCAUAAGACGGCGGCACAGGCCCGGCGCAGGCUGAUGAGCGGGAAGGUGAAGGUUUGGGGGAACGUUGUUACAGUCGAGUGGGCCGACCCCAUUGAGGACCCCGACCCAGAGGUCAUGGCCAAGGUGAAGGUGUUAUUCGUGCGGAACCUGGCGAACAGCGUAACGGAGGAAAUACUCGAGAAAGCCUUCAGCCAGUUCGGGAAGCUGGAACGGGUUAAGAAGCUGAAGGACUACGCCUUUAUUCACUUCGACGAGAGGGACGGCGCCGUCAAGGCGCUGGAGGAGAUGAACGGGAAGGACUUGGAGGGUGAGAACAUCGAGAUCGUCUUUGCGAAGCCGCCUGACCAGAAGAGGAAAGAGCGCAAGGCCCAGAGGCAAGCGGCCAAAACGCAGAUGUAUGAUGAUUACUACUACUACGGCCCCCCUCACAUGCCCCCGCCCACCAGGGGGCGCGGUAGGGGCGGAGCCCGGGGCGGCUACUCCUACCCUCCCGACUACUACGGCUACGAAGACUACUACGACUACUAUGGCUACGAUUACCACAACUACCGGGGCGGCUACGACGACCCGUACUUCGGCUACGAAGACUUCCAGCCGCCGGCGCCCCGGGGAGGCCGCGGCGGAGUCAGGGGCGGACCCAGGGGGGGCGCGUCCCCCGUGCGAGGCAGAGGAGGGGCGGGGCCCCCGCGGGGCAGGGCGGGGUUCCCCCAGCGCGGAGGAGGCGGAGCCGUCCGCGGGCCGAGGGGAGGAGGAAUCGGAAGAGGAGGGCCGGCGGUGAGGGUCCGCGGGGGAAAGGGGCUGGAGAGUGGUGCUGAACAGUCCCUCUGAGCACGGAGCGCCCCUCGCUGAGCCGCUCUCCGCCGGACAGCGCCCCCCGGAGGUCAGCGGUAAGGUCCAGAACACUGCGGUCCACUCCUGUUCCUGCCUUACGGAGAGAUCAUAACUGCUCAUGACUGACGCCUGAGAUCACAGCAGAGGCUUCGUCUCCUUUUACUAUUUAAUGCUGUUUUUGUUUUUGUUUGUUUGUUUGUUUGUUUGUUUUUGUUUCCCCCCCAGUUUUUUUAUUCACGUAAUUGGUGACCUGUUUGUGCCCCGUGUGCUAAAAGUCCCCAAAGAAAACAGUCCGCCGUUCAGCGCUCAGAGUUGCUGAAGGAGCUGCUGUUGUUCGCCCCAAGCAUUCUUAUCCUUUAUGUAAAAAAAAGAAAAAUGAUUUUUUGCACUUUUUGUAUGUUUUUGUAGUUUUGAUUUUGUUUUUAUGAUGUCUUGCAGGUGUGAACCACCUGGCCUGCUCGGUCAGGCAUUCCAGGAAAAAAAAAAAAAGAUAUGGUUCAUUUAAGAACCUUUAGUUUUGCUUUUGUUGUUGUUGGUGUUUGUUAUUGUUGAAGGAGAAGUUCACCAAAAAAUCAAAUUUGCACACUUUCCCAGCUUUACGUCAUCAGCCGAGAGAGGUUCGCCGUCUUUAGUCUGAGCGCUGGAGCUACGACGCCAAUGCUGAAGUUAAUACCCCCCCCCCAUUUUAAACGGUGUCCACUCUAUUAGACACUCCUACCUCGUCGGUCCAUCUUGUAGAUGUAAAGUCAGAGACGACAGCUCAUCUGCUGCUGCACAGUUUGUGUUGGUCAUCC
Pygocentrus nattereri (red-bellied piranha) is the source of this 2657-nucleotide messenger RNA. RefSeq names its product synaptotagmin binding, cytoplasmic RNA interacting protein (gene syncrip). The record is from RefSeq and is a predicted model, not a curated record. Gene Ontology annotation, cellular component: CRD-mediated mRNA stability complex; ribonucleoprotein complex; nucleus. Gene Ontology annotation, biological process: CRD-mediated mRNA stabilization. The transcript is spliced from 12 exons. Gene Ontology annotation, molecular function: mRNA 5'-UTR binding. NCBI's taxonomy places the organism in Eukaryota, Metazoa, Chordata, Actinopteri, Characiformes, Serrasalmidae. Bases 148 to 1860 code for a protein of 570 amino acids.